Hibiscus syriacus is the source of this 1311-nucleotide messenger RNA. Its product is annotated as protein STRICTOSIDINE SYNTHASE-LIKE 13-like. The transcript is spliced from 4 exons. The coding region runs from base 1 to 1221 and encodes 406 amino acids. Gene Ontology annotation, molecular function: strictosidine synthase activity. Gene Ontology annotation, biological process: biosynthetic process. The record is from RefSeq and is a predicted model, not a curated record. Lineage: Eukaryota; Viridiplantae; Streptophyta; Magnoliopsida; Malvales; Malvaceae.
AUGGAGAAGAAGGGCAAUCAUAAAGAGGAAGCUUUCUUGCAGCACCGGGCUUUGUUCAUCGCUGUUCUGGUCCUCGGUUUCUUUCUAAUGGAUCCUCUUGAGAUCGGACCGGUAGGUGGGAUCGAGUUCAGGCCGGUGAAACUUGUCAUUGCACCAUACAAGGAAGUGAUGGGAAGUUGGCCUAGAGACAAUGAAAGCCGGUUGGGGAAUGGGAGACUCGAGUUUGUUGACGAAGUUUUCGGCCCCGAAUCGUUGGAGUUCGACGUGUUUGGUCGUGGUCCUUACACCGGGUUAGCAGACGGCCGCGUUGUUCGGUGGAUGGGUGAAGGUGUCGGAUGGGAGACAUUCGCCAUUGUUACAUCAAACUGGUCAGAGAAGCUAUGUGCCAGAGGUGUGGACUCAACAACAUCAAAGCAAUGGAGACACGAGAAACGGUGUGGCCGACCACUCGGGUUAAGGUUCGACAAAAACAGUGGAGAUCUGUACAUUGCAGAUGCCUAUUACGGACUGCUUGUAGUCGGACCGGCUGGCGGACUUGCCACACCAGUAGCGACUCACGUGGAAGGGAUGCAAAUACUGUUUGCAAAUGAUCUCGACAUCCAUAAAAACGGUUCGAUCUUUUUCACAGACACAAGCAGAAAGUACAAUAGAGCGUAUCAUUUCUACAUUCUGUUGGAAGGCGAAACGACCGGAAGGAUUCUCAGAUAUGACCCUCCGACAAAGACAACUCAUUUAGUGUUGGAUGGCUUAGCUUUUCCGAAUGGGAUUCAGUUAUCUCUGGACCAGAGUUUCCUCUUAUUCACUGAGACUAGCAAUUGCAGGCUAAUGAAAUACUGGCUUGAAGGACCAAAAGCUGGGACAAUGGAGAUUGUUGCACAUUUACCCGGUUUUCCGGACAAUGUAAGAAUAAACGACAAAGGUCAAUUCUGGGUAGCCAUAGAUUGUUGCAGAACUCAAGCACAAGAGAUUCUGGUUCAGAAUCCAUGGAUCAGGAGCUUGUACUUCAGAUUACCCAUCAAAAUGAAGAUUUUAGCAAGAAUUGUGGGGAUGAAGAUGUUCACGGUGAUCUCACUCUUCAAUGAAAACGGCGAGAUCGUCGAGGUGCUCGAAGAUCGGAAAGGUGUGGUGAUGAAAUUAGUGAGUGAAGUUAGGGAAGUUGAAGGGAAACUGUGGAUUGGAACUGUGGCACAUAAUCACAUUGCCACUUUAUCUUACCCUUGAAAAUCUUUGAUCUCAUUUUACCUACAAUAUGUUUGGUUAGACCAUAACCGUGUUUUGUUCAACUAUCUUUCCUUUGACUAUGAACUUUUU